AUGUGUUCAUUGCAAUUAUUUCCAAAUGCAACGUGCAAUAAAAUCGAUGCAUGUCGUACCGAUCUGAAUCUCAGUUGUGCUAUUGAUUGCUAUGGUAAAUUUACUCAAUGUUCACCAGGUUCAACAACCGCGCAACCAAAUGUGACCACUGCAGUUGGAUCAUGUAAUGGACUUUGCAAUCAAGUCUUGAGUAGAAAUCUGACCACACUUCAUUAUCAAGGAGGAAUAUUCGCUCAUAAUAAUGGAACUCUGUAUGUAGCCGACGGUACACCUACAAAUACAGUUUUUGUAUUUGAGCCCAAUCAGCAAAUAGGUCGACCGUUGAUGACUUUUGCCGAUUGGCCGACUUACAUUUAUGUUGACAAUACAACAUCGAAUAUUUAUGUGACUAUUCUCAACUUAAACUUUUUAAAAAUAUGGCCAUCAAAUGCCACAAUUCCACCAAGUGGAAUCACGGCCAGUUGUACUCUGAACAAACUGAAUGGACCCACUAAUUUUGUUUUUGAUUCUCUGGGUAAUAUAUACAUUUCAAGUUACUCAUGCCAUUGGGUGACGAAAUGGGCUCCAAAUGCUACAACUGGAACACAUAUAGCCGGAUCAACAACAGGAACAGCAGGUUCUACGAAUCAACUUCUCAACUUACCUUACGGUCUCGUUCUCGAUGAGUCAUACUCAGCACUAUAUGUGUCUGAUCGCAACAACCAUCGCAUACAAAAAUUUACUUUGGGUAAUUCAAUUGCUAUAACUGUAGCUGGUGGUUAUGGUGCUGGUUCAGCGUCGAACCAACUUAAUCGUCCUACUACGAUUAUCAUGUCUCAAAUCGAUGCUGCGUUGUAUAUUUGUGACAGCUACAAUAACAGAAUUCAAAAAUGGGCAAUGGGUGCAUCUUUUGGUAUUACUAUUGCUGGAAGCGCUAAUGGUAUGGCGGGUAAUACACUAAAUUUAUUCAACACACCUUAUGAUAUAUGGAUUGAUUCGGAUGAAACGUACCUGCUCAUAUCAGAUACUUAUAAUUGUCGUGUACAACGAUAUGCACUUCGAUAA
This is a messenger RNA of Rotaria sp. Silwood1, 1044 nucleotides long. The record is from the annotation of a GenBank genome assembly. Lineage: Eukaryota; Metazoa; Rotifera; Eurotatoria; Philodinida; Philodinidae.